This is a messenger RNA of Phialemonium atrogriseum, 1703 nucleotides long. RefSeq lists its product as uncharacterized. Gene Ontology annotation, biological process: molybdate ion transport. The record is from RefSeq and is a predicted model, not a curated record. Lineage: Eukaryota; Fungi; Ascomycota; Sordariomycetes; Cephalothecales; Cephalothecaceae. Gene Ontology annotation, cellular component: membrane. Bases 57 to 1556 code for a protein of 499 amino acids. Gene Ontology annotation, molecular function: molybdate ion transmembrane transporter activity. The transcript has 6 exons.
CACGACACUCUUGUGAACAUGUAAUUGGGGUUGAAAGGAAACUCAGCGGGCGCAAAAUGACUUUGGACAUAUAUUGGGUUGGACUCUUGCUUCUCCUCCCGAGCGUGGGCAUCCUCCUGGGGAAGGAUGUCCUCCUCCGCCUAUUCCGCCAUGUCACACGGCGAGACAGCAGCAACGAGGGCCAUGAAAAACUCCGAGGGUGCGCAGAGAAGGACGACGAGGCGAGAAGAUUCCGCCGUACUUUCCUCCAGGUAUACCUGGUGGUGAUGAGCGCGGAAUGGCUCCAGGGGCCUUACCUAUACACCCUCCUACGCGAUGAGAAGAGCCUCGACGAGCGGACCGUUGCAUCGCUGUACGUGACAGGCUACGUCGCCGCCGCCGCCUCCGCCCUUGUCGCCGGCUUCAUGGCGGACAGGUACGGCCGUCGGUCGGCGGGCCUGGUGUUCUGCGUUGUGCACGCCGUCGCCUCCAUCAGCGUUGUUUCUGACAGGAUCGAGAUACUCUACGCCGGCCGGGCCCUGGCCGGGAUCGCGCUCACCCUCUUGUGGACCGUCUUUGAGAGCUGGAUGGUGACCGAGUUCAACGCCCGGGGGCUGGGCGAGGGCUCCGUGUCUCUUAGCAGCAUGUUUGGAAUCAUGACUACGUCGAACUGUGCUGCCGCUAUUGUCGGCGGCGUGCUGGGGUACUGUAUUGUGCUGGUUUCGGGGAGGAGGACUAGUCCUUUCCUGGUGGGAGUGAUCCCUGAUGUAGCUGCCGUGGCUCUAUUACUCCGUACAUGGAAUGAGAACUUCGGCGAGGCCGAGGCCGAUGAUAAGUUGGGCGACGUCACUAAGGAUUCCAAGAGGGGUACCCUGGGAGACAUCAAGGUGUGGAUCCUAAGCUACGUCACUUGUUGCUUCGAAGGGACGAACUUCCUCGUCUUGUUCUACUGGCCAGGCCUCCUGAAGCAGGCUCACCGGCGGGACCACCCCGACGAGGCCGCCGAGCUACCGUACGGAGUCAUUUUCGCGGCGUUCAUGGCAGCGAUGAUAGUGGGCGCAUGGUCGUUCAACAGAAUUGUCCGGGGGAGGCCUCUUGGGUCAACGGACACCCCAAGGGGAGGAGUAGUCGCCGCACUCAGGGCUCUCCUAUCUCCAAACGUGUUGCUGGCGGUGGUCAUGCUCAUUGCUGGGGCCAGUCUGUUCGUGGCUGUACGCGUGACACAUGAGAUAUGUGUCUAUCUCGCGUUCCUCGUCUUCGAGGUCUGCAAUGGCGUCUACCUGCCAAGCAUCGCGUAUCAGCGUGGGCUGAUCGUCAAGGAGACGAACCGGGCAGGGCUGUAUGGGGUGAUCAAGUUGCCGCUGUACAUCGUCGUGAUAGUGGCCCUGUGUACGACGGGCGAAGGUGGGCAUCACCGGCCGACAGUCUUCAUUUCCUGCUUUGUGGUUCUGGUGACCGCUGCAUUGGGUAGCGUCUUGGGACUCAGACCAAGGCAGCAAGAAGGACAGCCCAUGGGAGAUAAGUUCGAAGAGUGUAUCAAUGAUAAGCUGAGGCCCGCCGAGGAUUGUGAAAAGUGAUGACAAAAUAGACUUCAUUCUGUGUUUACACGAAAAAGGGGGGUGGAGGACUUGGACAUUCAUGACUCACCCAGACUCGGGGGAAAGAACGGGAUUGGAAUUUGAUAUACCAAUGCUUUUAUAUAAACCAUACACCUAUUACUUGCC